This is a messenger RNA of Armigeres subalbatus, 1500 nucleotides long. RefSeq names its product polyprenol reductase. Bases 203 to 1147 code for a protein of 314 amino acids. Gene Ontology annotation, cellular component: endoplasmic reticulum. Lineage: Eukaryota; Metazoa; Arthropoda; Insecta; Diptera; Culicidae. Gene Ontology annotation, molecular function: 3-oxo-5-alpha-steroid 4-dehydrogenase activity. The transcript has 3 exons. Gene Ontology annotation, biological process: polyprenol catabolic process; dolichol-linked oligosaccharide biosynthetic process. The record is from RefSeq and is a predicted model, not a curated record.
GAUAGGUCUCCAUGUGAGUUGAAAAAUCUUUUCGCAGCACUGUGUCGUAGCGAAACAGGUGAGUUGUUUGCUGUUGUUCUUGUUACCUUACGGAAAUAUAGGCCAUCGCUUUGCAUCAAUCCAAAAUACACCGACCCGAGAGUGAUCGACCGGUGAUGUGGCAUAGCUGAUACGAGUUUCGAGUCGGAAUAAGCCAAUCAAAAUGAUAGAUUCUUUGCUGGAUCUUCGCACGGUCAACCUGAUCAACUUCCUGUUCGUCCAGCUAAUCGUGAUUAUUGUUGUGCUCGGCAGUUUGAUAGCCACCAUUGAAAAGUAUCUACCAACGGCUAUCAGCCAAACGUUCCGCUACGGAAAACAUGCCCACAAAGGAGCCCAGGAUCGCUUGGUAUCGCUGCUGGAAGUUCCCAAGUCAUGGUUCAAACAUUUUUAUGUGUUUGCCGCCAUCUGGUCGGGUGCUGGAUUUUAUUUUAUGGUGAAUAAUUAUUUCCUAGGACAACCAGCGCCGAGCUAUGUGAUUGAUUUCCUCGAUAUUAUGGCUACAACGAAGCGAACCGCGAGAACCACUCCCACCGAAACGAUGGUGGCUAUUACCUUGAUCACGAUGCAAUGCUGGCGACGGUUCUACGAAACCUGGUUUGUGCAGGUGUUCUCCAACAAAUUGAAGAUGAACCUAUCCGCCUAUUUGGUGGGCUACAUUCACUACUUCGGAGCGGUGGUCGUCAUCCUAUCGCAAGCCGAAGGCUUCAUUCGAUCCGAUGCACUCCCACUUCCCUACCGGUUCGAGCUGACGCCCCGGUUAGCCAUCUGGAUUGCGGUGUUUUUCUACGCCUGGCGGUAUCAAUUUCAGUCGAACGUGAUACUGGCAAAUCUGCGCAAGGACCGUAGCACCGGCAAAGUGACCAACCAGAAGCACUCCAUUCCACGGGGCGGCUAUUUCGCGCUGGUGUCGUCACCGCAUAUGUUCUUCGAGAUUGUGAUGUACGUCGCCCUGUAUGCCAUCACAGCGAGAAACACGUCCGCGGUGUACGUGCUCGCAUGGGUGCUAUCCAAUCAAACGAUGAAUGCAUGGCUGACGCACCAGUGGUAUCGGGAGAAUUUCGCUGACUAUCCGCCCGAGCGACGUGCCGUGUUUCCCUGUUUGCUGUGAGCGGUUGUGGAGCGCGUGGAUGCUGUCCGAGGUUCGGAACGGAUGUUUCUUCUCCUCUUUGCUGAUAAACGGAAGAAGGUAAGUAGCUAUCUGCGAUGGAUUGUAAAUAAUUGUUGGAAUUGUGGCAUUCAUGGGAUUGGUAUUUGCAUAAAUUGAUAACAGUUUCAUGUAUGUUGUUCGUUUGCAUUUAUAAUAGAGUUUGUGCUUCUUCCCAAUCUACCCAAGAAUACAGCGUUCGUUUUCCGAUUGUUUUUGUCCAGGACAUGUUAUGUAUACCAGUGCGGAAGGUGCCUGCCAGAAUAAAAUCAGAUCUAUUUAUUUUGUUAUUUAUAAAGAUGAAUAAGUUCAGUUUA